UCUAUAAAGCGAGGCUUAUCGGCACGAAAUUGGACUUUAAAAUCACUUCCAAGUAUGACAGUUAUAUGAGCCCUGCUAGUUCAGCAAAGUUCGACCGCUAUCGUGACCAUCAGGCAGUUUCUCGCGUAGUUUGCUUUAUCGCAACUAACGGCUAACUUAUAGCUGCGUUUCUUUUGUUUAUGUUCACAAAGUGGGGUUGACAGCGUCUGUCCCAAUUGAUUGCACACUGUCUAGCACACUAGUAGCCUACUGUCGGAGUAUACGCGAUGUCUAUUUCUAGAUCGAAGGUAGCAGCAGGACUUGUCAUUUCAGGAAUCUUGACAUUUACUUUUGGGGUGGUUAUUGUGUUCGUAGGACCGAAAAUAAUCGACGAUCAGAUAAUUAAGAAUGUGGAGAUCAAUCCCAAUAAUGAACUGUCCUACACCAUAUGGAAGGACGUCCCAGUGCCUUUUUUCAUGUCGGUGUACUUCUUCAAUGUCCUUAACCCCAGUGAGAUACUUGCGGGAGAGAAACCAAUGCUGGAGCAGCGAGGUCCUUAUGUCUACAAGGAAUAUCGUCAGAAGGAAAACAUCACAUUCCAUCCCAACAAGACCGUUACAUACCUGGAGUACCGUCAGUACCACUUCAUGAGAAAUAUGUCUGUGGGGAACGAGUCCGAUGUGGCAACCAUCCCUAACAUGCUGGUUCUGGGUGCUGCAGUUAUGAUGGAGAACAUGCCGUAUGCAGUGCGGUUGCUGAUGAGCGCCACGUUCAAGGCCUUCGGUGAGGGUGCCUUCCUGACCAAGCCGGUGGGUGAGCUGAUGUGGGGCUAUGACAGCAAGCUGGUGGACUUCCUAAACACCUACCUCCCCGGCCUGAUGCCCUCCAGUGGCAAGUUUGGCCUUUUCGCUGAAUUUAACAACUCCAACACGGGACUGUUCACCGUGUUCACCGGUGAGGGCGACAUCAGGAAUGCCCAUAAAGUGGACUCUUGGAAUGGCUUGAAAGAGGUGAACUACUGGAGGACUGAGCAGUGCAACAUGAUAAAUGGAACAGCAGGUCAGAUGUGGCCCCCCUUCAUGACCACGGAGUCCACACUGCCCUUCUACAGUCCAGAUGCAUGCAGGUCGAUGGAGCUGGUCUACCAGAGGCCAGGAGUGGUGGACGGGAUCCCCGUGUACCGCUUUGUGGCACCAACAACGCUCUUCGCCAACGGCUCUGACUACCCGCCCAACGAGGGCUUCUGUCCCUGCAGGCAGUCGGGCAUCCUGAACGUGAGCAGCUGUAGGAACGGCGCCCCGGCCUUCAUCUCACACCCGCACUUCUACAACGCCGACCCCGUAUUGCGGAGCUUCGUCCUCGGGCUGAACCCCAACGAAGAAGACCAUGGCCUCUUCAUCGACAUCCAUCCAGGAACUGGUGUGCCUAUAAAUGUGUCCAUCCGGCUGCAGCUCAACCUGUACAUGAAGAAAAUUUCGGGUAUCACAGAAACGGGCAAGAUGUCUGAGGUGGUCAUGCCCAUGAUCUGGUUUGAAGAGAGAGGGUACAUCGACGGCGAUGCGCAAAAAACCUUCUACACCAACCUGGUGGUGCUGCCCGCUGUGAUGGAGUACAUGCAGUACACCUUCAUCGGGCUGGGCCUCUUACUCGCCACCACAGGGGCCAUUCUCCUGGGACAACACAGGAAGAAGAGAGGUUCUGAGAAGGCCCAGCUGCCCCACCCAGACACAGACCCAAGGACCUCCACGAUCGGGAAAGACCCUUUACUGCUGGGCGGCACGGACUGAGACUGGCAGCCUAUCGCAGCCCUUGCACGCCUGUGCCUGCUCCGCCCAUCCACGCCCAACCGCCCCCCUCGCUCUGUCGGGCUUCCCCACUAACACCCCUCCCUUCCUGUCGCUGCUGCUGCUGAGAAGUCCAUGCAUUUUGGAGCCCAGGUCAGCUGGGUGGCCGUUUGUGCGGCCACAGAGGGUGGGAGAACAGAGGUUUCAGACACCCACACCCCCACUCCCCCCCAAACGUCAGACCUCCAGAGCAGGUAUCACUCCAACCACAUCGUAGGAUCUGGAUUUGGUGCCACACUUACUGCUCAGUCACAUCCAAGUAUCCAUUCAUCUCCAAUCUUUAGAGAAAUGUGAAGGAAUAUGUAUAUAUACAAUGUACAUAUACAGUGUACAUGUAUAUAUAUAUAUUUUUUUUUAUGAGCGAAUAUUCCAGGAGCACAGUAGUUUUCAGACUGUUGUGUGGACUGCCUGGUCAGGUGUGUGUUAUGAUUGAAGAAGAAGAAGAUCCAGAAGAAAUUGAAAGCAUGUUGGAAGCAUCAUGGUACUGAUGAGAACACCAGACCUUGGGCAAUGUGAAUUUCUUCUUUGGGGCAAUAUGUAAUAUAGUUUAAUUAUACAGUAUCAUGAUGUGGUCCAUGAACAUUUCCAAUUAUUUGCCAACUGGAUACUUUUUGUCUUUACAUUUUUUUAAAUACCUCGCCUCAAUUUAAAUGUCUGUUAAAAGAAGUAGGAAAAAAUGGGUUUCAUUGCAUUGCAAAACUUCAUAAACACUAGUUUUACAAUGUUCAUGAAAACAUUGGGACAUGAUGUGCCUUUUGAGAGUAAAUAAUAUAUGUUGUUUGUUAAUUGUAGAACUUUGUAGAAGUUAGUCCACUUUUUUUUUUCUAGACCAAUAUACACACCAUACGGUUCUCUGAAAGACGUGCUCUUUGGUUGUCAGCUACCGUCUGAUGAAUUUUAACAAAAUUAAGAGGUAAAAUUGCAUCCAGUGCACCUACCUUUAGUAGUGGUCAGGUGGGGGAAUCCCUACAUUAUCCUAUGCUGUGAAGUCUGGGAAUUGAAUCCAAACAGUGGGAUGUUUCAUAUCCCACAAUGCACUGCUGCCACUGCCCGUCUGUUUAAUAGGCGGUACUGUAGGUUCUGUUUGACAGAUGGCUCCAUGGGAUCAAUACAAAGAGGCACAUAGUCUACCACCGAACACUAUCGGCACCUGAUUGGAAAACACUGCGUUUGUUUGUUUUGGUGAAACGGAACAUAUUAUUCCUCCUAAACAGUUUGCGGGAAAUAAGUGAUGCAUUCGCACAAUCUUGAUUUUAUAUUUCAUAUUUCAUAUGCAACACCUAGCUCACCUUUUGUGAGCCGGGUGAGCUGCGCUGGACGCAGGUGAUUUACGAGGGCGGCCUGUAGCGUAGUGGUUAAGGUAAAAGACUGGGACACGCAAGGUCUAAUCCCGGUGUAGCCACAAUAAGAUCCGCACAGCCGCUGGGCCCUUGAGCAAGGCCCUUAACCCUGCAUUGCUCCAGGGGAGGAUUGUCUCCUGUUUAGUCUAAUCAACUGUACGUCGCUCUGGAUAAGAGCGUCUGCCAAAUGCCAAUAAUGUAAUGUAAUGUAAUCACGAUAUACAAAUACAGAACCGCCUCGCGUUGCAUUUGGUGUGCGAGUACCUUCAGUGUUCCAUACACCCACCAGGUUCUCUGCUCUCUGUGGGUCUGCAGCUGUCGGCCUAGUGUUGGGCACCACUCACAACUCCCUCUCCAUACCAUUCAUUGGUGCUGAUGGGGCAGGACUUUCAGACCACUUUCUGUACUGUCUGGCCCGUCCCAUCUCAACUGUCCAGAUGGGCCUGGUCAUCUCAAUUUGAACAAGGAACUGCAUUUGACCUUGUUUUUGCAUUGUGGCUUUAUUGGUUUACAGUACUAUACUGUAUUUCUCUACCUUCAUGUACUUCCCUAGACUUUGAUUGCAGAUGAUCAGAUGUCUGGUAUUUGACUCCUAAUCGGUUGUGUUCGUUAAGGAUAUUGCAGCUGUACUGUGUGCAUGAGUUGAGUAGUGGUUAGGCAGUUUUUGUUUGGAGUUUGGACUGUAAUGACUGUCAUCUGAAAUUGUGUGCAAAGAGACAUGAAGCAGACUUCUUUGGAUGGUGCGGAUAGUCCCAGGGAACAGAAAUUAAUUUUUAAGAUGAGCUAAUUCGAGCUUGUAAAUGAAAGCAGUGUUUGUUUUUGGGUUCAAUCCGAAUUAAAGCAGAACUGGGCACAAACUUUGCUUGUGAUUAUCGUGAAAAUUAACAAAAGCAAGCUAUGCACAACUAACAAGGUCAGUUAUGUAAGCUUUUUUUUUUUUUUUUUUUUUUUUUCUCGAGAAACCAAAUAGUACUUGAAUCCAUGUGUUCUGCAUCUGUGUAGAACAUCCUCUGAACAUCCAGUUUUUCUGUACUUCUUGCUCAUGAAUUUUAAAUAUUUGAGUUUCUGGAAGGUACCUCUGUCCUGCUGCCUUUUCUCUCAUCAAUAAAAACCUCACCAAACA
Conger conger (European conger) is the source of this 4286-nucleotide messenger RNA. It is a transcript of the gene scarb1, whose product is annotated as scavenger receptor class B, member 1. Gene Ontology annotation, molecular function: low-density lipoprotein particle binding; scavenger receptor activity; lipid binding. Lineage: Eukaryota; Metazoa; Chordata; Actinopteri; Anguilliformes; Congridae. Bases 267 to 1766 code for a protein of 499 amino acids. The transcript is spliced from 12 exons. Gene Ontology annotation, biological process: plasma lipoprotein particle clearance; recognition of apoptotic cell; cholesterol import. Gene Ontology annotation, cellular component: caveola; cytoplasm. The record is from RefSeq and is a predicted model, not a curated record.